Molecule: messenger RNA, 1818 nt
Organism: Spodoptera frugiperda (fall armyworm)
Lineage: Eukaryota; Metazoa; Arthropoda; Insecta; Lepidoptera; Noctuidae
Product: proton-coupled amino acid transporter-like protein pathetic
Exons: 9
Coding region: 201-1598 (465 amino acids)
Biological process (GO): amino acid transmembrane transport
Cellular component (GO): vacuolar membrane
Molecular function (GO): amino acid transmembrane transporter activity
Source: RefSeq, a predicted model, not a curated record
UCAGCAAUGCACACUAAACACACGGCCGUUGACUGUGUCGCCGCCCGUACGCGAAACAUGUCGCACGCGCGCAAAUGUAUCGAUACAACAUAAUAUAUCGUAAUACAUAAACAAAACCGAUCAAUUAAAACCGUUCUACCAUAUAAUAACAGUGCCAUUUUGGAUUUUUACACCAAUAAAGUAAGCAAGCAACAGUGAAAAUGUCCAAUAGUUACAAUAUGAAGGAGUUUAGCUCGACGGCCAUCAUAACAGAAAAUGGAAUCUAUCCAUCAACGAUAUCCAUUAGCACAAUAAACACCAAAUGCAAAGAGAAUGAUCUUGAAAUGAAUAAUUAUGAUCCCUUUCAAAAUAGAAAACUGGAACAUCCCAACUCAGAUAUGAGAUCGUUUGCAAAUCUUCUGAAGUCGUCCCUAGGUUCUGGUAUUCUGGCGAUGCCGGCAGCCUUUAAGAACGCUGGCACGAUAGUAGGCAUCGUUGGAACUAUCAUACUCGGAUACAUCUGCACACAUUGCGUAUAUUUAUUAGUUAAAACUUCACAAGAUGUAUCGAGAGUAACAAGGGUACCAUCACUAGGCUACGCUGAGACCGUUGAAGCAGUAUUUGCAACUGGACCCCAACCUUUACGAAAAGUAUCACGAGCUUCUAGGAUAUUUAUAGACUGGGCGAUGGCUUUCACCAUUCUUGGCGCCUGUGCAGUCUAUGUCAUCUUACUCGUGGAAUCCGUUAAACAGAUCGUGGACUUUUAUUACGUGGACAAUGGUAUCAGCACGACGAUGUACUGCCUAAUGUUCUUAGUACCGAUACUUCUAUUCACGCAAAUUAAGAACUUGAAAUACCUGGCUCCCUUCUCUGGAUUUGCAAACGUGUUACUGGUUCUCACAUUCCUCAUAUGCCUCUACUAUAUCUGCUCGGACUUCCAGCCUAUUGACUCGAAGCCGAUGUCAGUCGAUAUUGGAAAACUACCUCUAUUUAUCGGUACAGUUAUAUUUGCUAUGGAAGGUAUCGGCGUUGUCCUACCAGUUGAGAACACGAUGGCUAAGCCGAACCACUUCCUCGGAUGUCCUGGAGUGCUGAACAUCACCAUGUCAGUGGUCGUGCUGUUGUACAUGAUCAUGGGAUUCCUAGGCUACGUGCGCUAUGGAGAUGCAGCCAAAGGAAGUAUUACUCUCAAUCUGGACACAUCUGAAAUUCCUGCAUUAACAGCCAAAGUUUUCAUCGUGUUUGCGAUUUUCUUCACGUACACGCUACAGUUCUAUGUGCCCAUGGAAAUAGUAUGGCGAAAUACAAAAGAACAUGUAACGCAGAAGUACCACAAUCUUGCUCAAGGCAUUAUCAGAGCGGUUUUCGCUACCCUAACAGUGGCAGCAGCGGCUACAUUACCUCGCUUGGAACAAGUAAUUGGUCUAGAAGGAGCAUUCUUCUAUUCUUUCUUGGGUCUCAUUGCGCCGUCAAUCCUUGACGUUAUUUUUAAUUGGGAGAGAGGCCUCGGCAAAUACAACUGGAUUCUCGUCAAAGAUAUUAUAUUAAUAGUUUUUGGGACCUUUGUACUUGUCGCAGGUGUUACUCAAAGUCUUAGGGAAAUUAUCGGGUCAAAGUAAAUUGUGUCGAUAAAAACGUGAUAAAGUGUAUUAUACUUUAAAUGUUUAUGUAAAUAUAGAUAGGCGAUUUAUUUUUUUAAAGAAAGUUUAAUGUAUGUACUUAAUUCUAACAAGUAAUUAUUAAGAUAUUUUUAUUCUAAAAUGUGUUAUGGCGUUUUACGUAAUGUGAAAUCAACCAGACAUGAAUGUAUAAUAAGUUAAUACAGUAUUUUUUUAACAA